AUGCUACUACCGAAUUGUUCAAAACCAAAUUUUAAAACUAAAAUAAUAAUAACCAAACACAUAAAAUAUUACUCUACUACUUAUAAUCAAUUAAUACAAAAUUCAGUUGAAAAUAUAAAUCAAAUUCUUGAAAAAAAUGAUAGAUCAUCAUAUAUAUUAUCAAGAUAUAUACCAGAACCUGCAAGAAAUACAUUUAUGGCAAUAAGAGCAUUUAAUUUAGAAAUUAAUAAAAUAAAUGAAGGUGGAUUAAAUCAACAAUCAAUUGCUUCUAAAGCUUCAAAACAAAUGUCACAAACUUUAGGAAUGUCAACAAGUGAUUUAAAAUUUAAAUUUUGGAGUGAUUUAUUGUUGAGAGUGUUUACCGAUAACAACAGCACUUCAGAUUUAGGUGAACCAAUUGCUAUAUUAUUAAGAGAUGCAUUAAAUCAAAAUUUAAAUCUUGAUAUUACAUAUUUUCAAAAAUUUUUACAAACAAGAAGAUCUUUCAUAAAGAAUAAUGCUUCAUUUAUGAAUACAAAUGAAAUUUGUAGUUAUGGAGAAGGUACUUAUUCUCAAUUAAAUUAUUUAACUCAAAAUUUAUUAUUAUCACCACAAAUUUCACCAUCUUCAAUAAAACUAUUAGAAAAUUCAACCCAGUUACAAUCAAAUAUAAUUGAUAUUGCUGCUCAUAUUGGUCAAGCUACUGCCAUAGCAUCAAUGAUACAAGGUUUAAAAUAUUAUGCAACUUCAAGAAAUCAAAUUACUUUACCAAUAGAUUUAAUGAAUAAUGAAAAUUUAUCACAAGAAUCAAUUUUAAAAUUAUUUAAUGGUUCAAUUCUGGAUGAAGAAGAAAUUAAUGAAAUAAAAGAUAAAUUAAAACAAGUUGUAUAUAAUACUGCAAUAGUAGCAAAUGAUCAUAUAUUAACAGCACAAAAGAAACUACAAGAUUUUAAAUUGGAAGUACCGAAUGUUGUUAGCAGCUCAAAUGACUUGAAAUUACAAAAAUUUUCCAAAAAUUGGAAAGGUAAAAUACCAGAUUCAAUUUUCACUCCUCUUAUGAUUUGUAUACCAACAAAUUUAUUUUUAAAAAAAUUAGAAAAAAAUGAUUUUGAUAUUUUAAAUUUAAAUUUUCAACAACCUGAAUGGAGAUUAGCUUGGAUUUCAUUUAAAGAUUAUUAUCAAAGAAAAAUAUAA
Lodderomyces pseudojiufengensis is the source of this 1173-nucleotide messenger RNA. RefSeq lists its product as uncharacterized. Gene Ontology annotation, cellular component: mitochondrion. The coding region runs from base 1 to 1173 and encodes 390 amino acids. NCBI's taxonomy places the organism in Eukaryota, Fungi, Ascomycota, Pichiomycetes, Serinales, Debaryomycetaceae. The record is from RefSeq and is a predicted model, not a curated record. Gene Ontology annotation, biological process: mitochondrial respiratory chain complex I assembly; biosynthetic process. The transcript has a single exon.